GUGCACAUACGCGUCCGCCUCCGCGUUUGUUCUCCGAUGGUGUCCCGAAUGCGAACGCACUCAACGCCUCCAAACGAUCGCAGUUUGCCUGCUUCAACCGCCGUCGAGCGGUACAGGUUGUCAGUCGUGGGUGUAGUAACUGCACAGUCAGUCAGUGCAAACGGCGUGAGUUUGUCUGCAGGAAGACGAGCAGAUGUAGCAGCGGGUGAUGCGAUUCAUCGUCCGCCGGCCACCGCAAGAGCACCACCGUGCUAAGCUGUUGAAUCCUUAUCGGAUGAUGCGCCUAAGAGUCUUUGCAGCCGACGAUAAUUGAGCGACGGGGCGAGAGCUGGGGGGUGGCACAAGGUGCCCGCCGGUGUGCUAUGACCACGCCAGCGAUUCGUUGUUGUGAUGGUGUUCUUGCAAUUCCGCAAUCAGUAAUUUUUGAUGUACAGCGGAUGUAUUAAGUUUCGUUAAGCGAGUGUGGAAUGAAUUUGCGAUUGCUUCUUUCCACGGACAUCGGAAUUGAGACAUUAUUAAACAAAGGCAUAGUUGGGAGUACAGGUACUGCGCAGGCGGGGUGCAUGACUUCGCUGCGACAGCCCACCACCUGUUAUAGGAAAACAAAAUUUUCAUCCAAUAGGCAUCGGAAACUGCAGCCUUUUAGAGAAACGUGACUGGCGCUGGCGAGAACGAUUGACCUACGUAAAGAUAUCGAAAUAGAAGGCCAUCACCAUUCCCGGACCAACAUCCCGCGCUCAUUACCAUCAUCAUCAUCGCCGCGGGCGAUAAGCUAGAGGGACGGCUCCCGGGCCACCACCAGCAGUCAGUAAGAACAUCUAGAACGAACGCAGCAAUAACAACGCGACAAAAUGGGGAGCGUCAACGUAAAUCGCAACGUCAGCGAUGUCUUCUAUCGCUAUAAGAUGCCCAGAAUUAUGGCCAAGGUUGAGGGUAAAGGCAAUGGCAUCAAAACUGUGAUUGUAAACAUGGCCGAAGUGGCAAAGGCACUGGGUAGACCACCAACUUACCCAACCAAGUACUUUGGCUGCGAAUUGGGCGCCCAGACGCAGUUUGACUUCAAGAACGAGCGUUUCAUCGUCAAUGGCAGUCAUGACGCCGUCAAGUUGCAGGAUUUAUUGGAUGGAUUCAUACGGAAGUUUGUAUUGUGUCCGGAAUGCGACAAUCCCGAAACUGAUCUGAUCGUUUCGGCGAAGCGCGGUACCAUCUCGCAAGGUUGUAAGGCAUGUGGUUAUCACGGCAUGAUUGACUCCACUCAUAAGCUGAUCACGUACAUUCUGAAAAAUCCGCCGAACUUGAACCCCGCAUCCCAGGGGUCUUCCCUCACCGAGGGUAAACGCUCUAAGCGCAGCAAGCGCACCAACGGUGAUGCUACCAAUGGCGAGAACGAAGAGUGUGACAACACUGUCGAUAUUUCAGCUACUGAUAAUGGUGAUGAAGAUGAGACCGAAUGGGCUGUAGAUGUAUCCGAGGAGGCUGUCCGAGCACGUAUGCAAGAUCUAACCGACGGUGCCAAGAACAUGACCGUCAACGACGAUCUAGAGAGGCCCGAGAAAGAGCGCAUGGACAUUCUCUAUGACCUGGUGAAGAAGAAGCGCGACGGUGGUGAGCUGGACUCCGCCCAAGUGCAGAAAGAGAUCCUCAACGAGGCCGAGCGUCUCGAGAUUAAACAGAAGGCACCGCUGGUCCUCGCCGAGUUGCUCUUCGAUCAGAACAUCCUCCAACAGAUGAAAAAGCACCGUAUGCUCUUGUUACGUUUUACAUUGCAGGAUAAGAAGGCGCAGAAGUACUUCAUUGGCGGCCUCGAGCAGAUCAUCGAUUUGAACAAGGAGUCGCUCAUGACCAAGGUCCCUGUCAUCUUGAAACUGCUCUACGAUCUGGAUAUUUUAUCCGAAUCUGCCAUCUUGGAAUGGGCUGAAAAGGUAUCGAAGAAGUACGUCUCCAAGGAGACUUCCACCGAGAUUCAUAAGCACGCAGCACCCUUCAUCAAGUGGCUGCAGGAGGCCGAAGAGGAAGAAUCCGAAAGCGAGGAGGAGGAGAGCGAUGUCGAGAUUGAGUACAACGACCGUGCGCCUAUCAAACCCAUGGUGCAGGUGAAGCAGCCGCCGAAGAAGGUGGACGAAGAGGGCGAAGACUUUGACAUCGAUGCCAUAUAGAGUAGCGCGGAGCUCGCGACCAACCGGCGGCAGGCUUACAGAUUUCCCAUGCAUGGUACAGGCGUUCUGAUUGUAUACAGGGUAAUAAGUUAAAUGCUUCUUGCCGCGCUUUCGUUCGUUAUCCCGCCCGGAUUUUAUUUCACUUUAUUCGUUUAUAUAUCGAUUAUGAUUAACCCAGGUUCUUUAAGCAUUUUAACCACUCUGCCCAGCACCGAAACUUAAACUUAAUCGAUUUUCUCACCUACUUCUCUACCAGUUUCGAUAUCUUAAAACUUAUUUUAGCAUCUUCCUAUUACCUAUCGUUUUGUUUAUCUUUUUUCUCUCAAUUCCCUUCUCAACUCGCAAAAUUUAAUAUUUUCGAUGUAUAUUAUUAUUAUUACAACAUAUUGGUUUCUGUUUACUGAUUGUGGAAAUAAAUGGCAUUUUAAAAAAUGCUGCGAGUCAAAGCUUAA
This is a messenger RNA of Dalotia coriaria, 2608 nucleotides long. It is a transcript of the gene eIF5, whose product is annotated as eukaryotic translation initiation factor 5. The record is from RefSeq and is a predicted model, not a curated record. Lineage: Eukaryota; Metazoa; Arthropoda; Insecta; Coleoptera; Staphylinidae. The coding region runs from base 852 to 2156 and encodes 434 amino acids. Gene Ontology annotation, biological process: translational initiation; formation of cytoplasmic translation initiation complex; formation of translation preinitiation complex. The transcript has 6 exons. Gene Ontology annotation, cellular component: cytosol. Gene Ontology annotation, molecular function: eukaryotic initiation factor eIF2 binding; translation initiation factor activity; GDP-dissociation inhibitor activity.